Gavialis gangeticus (Gharial) is the source of this 1612-nucleotide messenger RNA. It is a transcript of the gene FGF18, whose product is annotated as fibroblast growth factor 18. NCBI's taxonomy places the organism in Eukaryota, Metazoa, Chordata, Crocodylia, Gavialidae. Gene Ontology annotation, biological process: regulation of cell migration; positive regulation of protein phosphorylation; fibroblast growth factor receptor signaling pathway. The transcript has 5 exons. Bases 788 to 1411 code for a protein of 207 amino acids. Gene Ontology annotation, molecular function: type 2 fibroblast growth factor receptor binding; growth factor activity; type 1 fibroblast growth factor receptor binding. The record is from RefSeq and is a predicted model, not a curated record. Gene Ontology annotation, cellular component: cytoplasm.
GCCGGGGCGGCGCUGCCCUGCUCGGAAGCCGCGGGGGCGAUGCGGAGGGAAGGAGCCGCGGAGAGCAGGAAACAUGAGCCCGCAGGAGGCGAGAGACCAGGGCUGAAGCUUUCCUCCCGCAUUGUGUGCGCCGGGGCCCCCCCGCCGGCCGGCCGCUAGCUGCGCAGGGCGCACAUGAGCGCGGCGUCCCCACCCCCCGCUCUGACCUCUGCAGGAACCUGCACCGCGGCGGAGGAGACCUGCGAGCUGCAUCCCGGCAUGCUCCCACUGAAAUAACCUGCCAGGCACCGAGGGAUCCAUCACAAGGAAGGGGAUCAGAGGGCAAACGCCAGCCAUCAUAACCUUAAGCAAAUAUUAGCUCUGCUGCCGCUCCUGCCGCUGCUGCUGUUGCGCCUCUGUCUGGGAAGCCGAGUCCAGGAAAAAGGCUUUAUCCUCCUCGCAGGGCUGGGUCCUUAGCAGAAGAGGGGAGGGGGAGGCAGGGGGGGUUAUUUGCUGAUGAUCGGAAGUUACUGACAAUAAGCACCUUCAUCUCUCCAAAGGCGGAGAGAGAGAGAGAGAGAGGAGGAGGAGAGACAGGGGGAAGAGGAGAUCUGAUGCCUAAGGGAGUCACUCGGAGGAGGCAAAGCAGGCAGUAUCUCAACUUCUCAUCUUUGUUUAUCAGCGCGAAGCGAGAUCGCUGGAAAUCUGCUGGGUUUUAUAACUGGAUCAUUCCCAUGUCAAGGCUGCGGUUGGGGAUUUUACUCCGUUAACUUGAAGCCACUGACCUCCCCCCUCUCCUCACCCAGCGAUGUAUUCACUGCUCUCAGCCUGCACUUGCUUAUGUUUACAUUUCCUGCUGCUGUGCUUUCAGGUACAGAUGUUUGUUGCUGAGGAGAAUGUGGAUUUUCGGAUACAUGUGGAGAAUCAGACAAGAGCAAGGGAUGAUGUAAGCAGGAAGCAGCUUAGACUCUAUCAGCUGUACAGCAGGACAAGUGGAAAACACAUCCAAGUGCUAGGCAGGAGGAUCAGUGCCAAAGGAGAAGAUGGAGAUAAAUAUGCCCAGCUUCUAGUGGAAACAGACACAUUUGGCAGUCAAGUCCGGAUCAAAGGGAAAGAGACAGACUUUUACCUUUGCAUGAACAGGAAAGGCAAGCUAGUGGGGAAGCCUGAUGGCACCAGCAAAGAGUGUGUUUUCAUUGAAAAAGUUCUAGAAAACAACUACACAGCACUGAUGUCUGCAAAAUAUUCGGGCUGGUACGUUGGAUUCACCAAAAAGGGAAGGCCACGGAAAGGGCCCAAAACCCGGGAAAACCAGCAAGAUGUACAUUUUAUGAAAAGGUACCCAAAGGGUCAAGUGGACAUACAGAAACCUUUCAAGUACACGACAGUGACCAAGAGGACUAAGAGAAUACGACCCACCAACCCCAGUUAAAAAAUAGACAAAAACAGUGUCACAAUAAUAAACCACAAAAAACUGCACCAGAGGAAUAUUUUUACAUUAAAAAUAAGGAAGAAGCUCUAUUUUUGUACAUUGUGUUUAAAAAAAUAAUAAAAGUUAAAAAAAAAAAAAAAAAAAAAAGACUGAUGGCAAACGCUGGGGAAAGCUGUUAGGAUUUUAUUGUGACUUGAAAAA